UGGCUCAAGACAGUGGGGCUCGGCUUCUGCGCGUGGCUUUAGGCCAUCUUGCAGAGGCCGGCGAUGCCUCGAGCAGGGCAUGGAGUCGCCACCGAGGAGCGGCGCCUGAACGCGGGGCUCCAGACGCUGCCCUCGGGGCUCAGCGCCUUUCCGGUGGCCAGGCAGAGCGCCUUCCAUCGGAGCAUCAACCAAAAGAUGCCGGAGCUCUGGUCCGACUUCUCCGACCGUGGCCUCCCACAGGCCCGAGCAGGCCCGCAUGAGAGGAUCGACAAGUACCACGGGGACCAUGACAUGUCCAGGACUUCUGCACCCCUCUCCUCCCGGCCCGGCAAGGUGGUGUUUGUUGGCCUUGCGGAGUUUGACAUGGACGGCAGGGUCUAUACCGCGGGGGAGAUGGACAGGAUGAUGAUGAUUGCUGCCUCGCAGAAGUACCCCUGCUCGCGGCCGGCCACCUUCGAUGAGUAUGCAGAGCGGUGCAUCCUGGGGGUCCCGGACCGGAACCGCAGUGGCCGGGAUGUGGUCUUUGUUGGCCCUGGCGCCACCGGAUGUGAACUUUUCCACACCAACACCUUAGGUGUUCAGAAGGCCGUCGUCCCGCCCGGCGAUAUGUUCGAUGGCACCUGGGGUACUGCCUCAUUGUACGGCCGCAAAUGUAUUCUUUGCGUGUGCCCUGUGCAGCGCCUGAAAAAGCAGCAGAGUCUCAUGCAGUUCGGGCUGGCGCGAACCACCUUGGGCAAGUCUGGGCGUCUGCGUCGCGCCGGAAGUCUGGCGUCCUUGACGGACAAGACGCAAUGGACCACAAGUAACUUUGGAGGCUCCACGCAUCAGGCGCGCAUGGCGCGCGCUGUGUCGAGCUUGAAAAGGGCGGCCCCCUUUGCUGGGAGGAAACUUAUGUGA
Messenger RNA from Effrenium voratum, 897 nucleotides. NCBI's taxonomy places the organism in Eukaryota, Dinophyceae, Suessiales, Symbiodiniaceae. The record is from the annotation of a GenBank genome assembly.